UACACUUUGAAGAUUUCACAUUUCACUUAUUUAGUUUAGUGUCUACUCAGCUACACCCUUGUGCAUUGCAUCUUUAAGUUGGGCUGGUAUAUAUUGUGCUGCAUGUGUCGGGCAAAGCUUUAAUGAGAAAUCUAGCGCUACCACCACUUUCUCCUGGUGGUACAGGGAAAUGGUGUCGUUUGAUGCACCGAGGAUUUCAUAUCCAGCAUUAUUCCCGUCUUCGAUCAAAACAGCUUUCACGAGGCAGAUCCACGGUAAAACCAUCUCGACAUCUUAGCUACACCAACCCUAAUCAUGCCGCUGAAACAUCGCCAUCUCCAACUACUCUAGCCAAAAACCCUGCGUACGCGAGUCUCCCACUGCGCGACAAAUCUAGAAAGGAAAGAGUCGUCAUCCUGGGAUCUGGCUGGGGCGGAUACACCUUGUCGCGCAAGAUAUCAACUGCGGAAUAUGACUGCACGGUGAUAUCGCCACGCUCAUACUUUGUCUUCACGCCAUUACUUACUGACACGGCGGCUGGAAAUCUGGACUUCUCGUCCAUUGUCGAGCCGUUGCGCGAUAAAAAAAACAAGGCAGAUUUCAUCCAGGCGGCCGCAAGAAGGGUUGAUUUUAAGAAAAAGGUCGUUAUUUGUGAAGCAAGUGUCGUCAAGUCCGGCGUUACUGAGACUCCGCGUGUCGAAGAGACGGAGCGCACAUAUGAAGAAGGGCCUGAAACAGGAUCGAUGCGUGGAAAGGAGCACCUGCGACAGUGGGAAAGGGGGCAGACAUUUGAAGUUCCAUACGAUAAACUGGUGGUAGCGGUUGGAUGCGUGAGCCAGACAUUCUCAACACCUGGUGUACGCGAAAACGCAAUGUUCUUCAAAGAUAUCGGUGACUCCCGCCGCGUUAAGCGACGGGUGAGAGAGUGUUUUGAGCUCGCUGCUCUGCCUAUCACGACGGAGGAAAUGCAGAAGCAUUUACUCCAUUUUGCGAUCGUUGGUGCUGGACCGACGGGUACAGAGCUUGCGGCGACGUUGCGGGAUUUUAUUACGAGGAAUAUGGAGGAGUUGUAUCCAAUGUUGAGAGGGAAGGCUUGUAUGACGUUGUAUGAUGUUGCGCCAACGGUUCUAAGUAUGUUUGACGAGUCGCUGUCGCGGUAUGCGAUGGAGACGAUGUCCAAGGACGGUAUUAACAUCAGGACGUCACAUCAUAUUGAAGGAUUGAGAUGGGGGCCACCGAAUACCGAGGGACCCCAUGAGAUGGAUCCUAAGGGUUGUCUCACUCUGAAAACCAAAGAGGAAGGUGAGGUCGGUGUGGGGAUAUGUGUAUGGGCGACGGGAAAUACGAUGAACAAGUUUGUCAAAUAUGCAUUGAACGAGGUGGAUGAUUUGCCAGAGCAGGUGAAGAAUGCCUAUCCCGAAAUAAAAAAUGGAUGGCGGGUCAAAAAGGCAGCCAAGGUUGGCGCGUUGCUCGUGGACGGCCAUUUCCGAGUUCAGCUCGAAAAUGAGACAAACAAUCAAAGCUUUGUUCUAAAAGACGUAUUUGCCAUUGGCGACAAUGCAAUGCCGGAAACCGGUGCACCGCCUGCUACAGCACAGGCAACAUCGCAGGAAGCAAAAUGGCUGGCGGAGCGGCUCAAUCGUCGGGAUAUCGACCAAGCACCUGGGUUUUCAUUUCGAAAUAUGGGCACACUUGCCUAUAUCGGUAACGCGAAUGCGCUAAUGCAGAUCCCACAUGAGAAGAAGAACGGCACACGACGAAACCCAUACCUUCCAGAGGGUUUGACGGGUAGAAUGGCAUGGUUAGUGUGGAAAGUGGCGUACUUGAGUAUGAGUAUCAGCUGGCGGAAUCGGAUGCGCAUAUUGUUUCGAUGGUUGAAUAACCGUGUGUUCGGGAAUGAUAUUUCGCGUUUCUAAUGCAUCGCUACUUCAAUUUCCUACAAGAGCAUUACACUGGCUAGUGGUUGAUAGAACGUUAAAACUUCGUGUUAUUCCGACAAGUCAAGACGGCAUUAACAACAUUAA
Messenger RNA from Talaromyces proteolyticus, 2003 nucleotides. Its product is annotated as putative pyridine nucleotide-disulfide oxidoreductase. The transcript has a single exon. The record is from RefSeq and is a predicted model, not a curated record. Gene Ontology annotation, molecular function: NADH dehydrogenase activity. Lineage: Eukaryota; Fungi; Ascomycota; Eurotiomycetes; Eurotiales; Trichocomaceae. The coding region runs from base 123 to 1895 and encodes 590 amino acids.